Molecule: messenger RNA, 2454 nt
Organism: Spodoptera littoralis (African cotton leafworm)
Lineage: Eukaryota; Metazoa; Arthropoda; Insecta; Lepidoptera; Noctuidae
Source: the annotation of a GenBank genome assembly
AUGAUAGUUUGUGCAGUUCGAAAUUCUGAGCUCGAAACGAUGCAGGACAGAGAGAAAAGUCCACAAUAUUCGUUGGAAAAAUGUUCGUACAGGUUUCUGCAACAAACUGCGAAGUCUAUGGGCUUGCCGUCCAAUGUAAAGAAAAUGUACCUGAUUCAGCUGAUAAAUGCGAAGAGGUUUAGCAGUGAGCAGGCAGUGGAGAUCCUCAUAAAGCAAGUGCGUCGGGAACGCCAACACUGCUCCAUGUUAAGAAGGAAAGCUGCUAAAAAUCGCCUGAAGAAAAAUGCACAGCAAAGUUCAGAGAUAUCUUCAACAAGCAACGGUCACUCACCACCUAUAACCCAUAUACCGAAGAGAGUCAGUCACAUCCUCAUCCGAUACAGUCCGGAAGUGCAUUCACCAAAUAAAUAUCCUCGGACCAUACAAAAAAGCAUCUCUAUCACUAGCAGUGACCGAGUACUACGAAGCUUUAAUCGGAUUAAAAAACCAAGUUAUUUACUCAACGAGAAUUUAAUGAGUUUGCUUGACAGUCCGGAAGAGAUUACCAAACAGGUUAGAAAUACCAAUAAGGUAGAAAAGUGUAGAAAUGUGAAAAGAGUGUUUGCUAAGAAGAUUUUUGAUGGUCGCCAUUGUUUUCAUGGUGGGGAGGUAAUGCCUGUGCAGAGAGAUGCGACCACUUCCCCACCACCAACGAGAAGACAGCAAAGACUAAGCGGUGUUUAUCCCCUACAGCCUGAAGACAUCAAGCUACCCACCGUCACAGUAAGACGGGCAGAUGGCAGCAUUUCCAAACUAAAAGCUAUCAUACAGAAACCACUUACCAUCACUGAUACACCAUCCAACAACAGAAAAGAACCAUUACAAAUAACUGACAGACCACAUAAUGAACAGAAUUCGUCAGAAAUCCCACAAAAUCUGAGCUACCGACCGUCAAAUACAGAUACAAGCACUCCAAAUUACAAUAACCAGCUAUCAAACUGGUCUAAUAUGGGGUACAGAACUUCAUCUGCAUCUGAAAUACCACACAAUAUGAACUAUUUGUCUCAGAAUAUGAUAGCUACCGUGUUCAAUUACAACUAUCAAGCACCGAGUAAUGCAUUAGCUAAUGUACCGCAGAACUAUGUCAGAUACAGCAACAGCUCCGAAGACACAAUGUCAGUUGGUUACCGUGACAAUCAGUCCAAUGACUACGGAGUAUACUAUCAUAAGAAGAUCAGAGCUGAACAAGUCAGGUCUUUGCGAAGUAGGGAGAUGGCUCGGAGCGCUGAGGUAGAAUGUCAGUUGCCAAGGAUCAAUGAAGUGUUCAGUAAAUUCAAUAGUGUUUAUUGUAGCGAUGUUACGGAACCAUUGUAUGUGCAAGUUGAUAAUGAACCGGAGAUUGCUCCACCACUUCAAUCCUACAUACCGGAUCCUCGCAUCCAAUACCAAGUAAAUACCCCAACCUUAGAGAAGUUCUACAACUUCAAGACUGCGAGCCAGUCUUUGCUACAGACUACCUCCAGUAAUAACACACGAACAGUCUACUGCACUCCUGUUAUAUCUACCGCCAAGGCGCAGCCGUCGGCGGCGGGCCCCGGCCUCUAUAACAUCGUUUCUCCGCCCCGGGAUAGCCAGGGACCAUAUACCCAGGUGCAGUACAACCAAGCACAGUAUAACCAGGGCAUGUAUACGAACCAAGAGGAAAUGCCGCGCGUUCGUGACUUCUUUAGGAGUUUCCACUGCGACGAGGACGCCGUCCAGGACUCUCAACCUCUAGCGCAGACAGCGGACUUCCACCGCUCGACGUCGUCUAUAGCGACACUGACGUCACAGGAACAAGACCACACCGCCAACAUCACUAUACCGGAGAUGGUGGAGGAUGCCUUCGAGAUCAUCAGCCAGGAUGGAGACUAUAUGGAACGCAUGGGAAUGGAUAUACGGAUGCAGUGCAUUCUAUGUAACUGGGCAGGACCCAAGAUCAUUCUCGAGUACCAUAUACGGAAGGAGCACGCCGCCCAGAUAGUGGAAUGCGUGGGCAGUGAAUGCGUGGCGCGCUAUAGUCUCGGAGUACUGGCGGCCAGGCGACGAUGUCUUACACACGUGUUACAGCUGAAGGGAGAUCUAUAUCUACUGUCCGCGGAGUAUAGAGACCCGGAUGACUUCAUUGCGUCGUUAUCUACACUAUCGUACGAGCCGGACGCUCCGAAGACCGGCAGCAUGACGAUCUACAACAAGGUAACAGGAGAACCGUUCACUUGGCAGGGAGAAAUCACAGACUUACCACUCUGCAUGCCAUGCGAAAAUAGCCCUAAUUGCUUCAAAGUUCCACUGUCUAGAAUGGACCUUUUGCCUAACAGCGCUAACUUGAUACUGUUAAAUCGUGAAUUAGUUGUUCGUUCCCCCACCAAGGUGGUUGUUGGUCAGCCAGAGUUAGAUGAUAUACAUAUCAAUUUGAUUGUUAAGAUUUUUGACUGA